CUCCUCUCCAACACCGUCAACCAAGACAACAUCCUAGGCGCCACCGGCACCGCUCUGGCCAAUACACCUCAGGCGUCGGCCAAAACCACCGACUCCCAAUUGGUUCUCAAGAGGCUUCAAUCGGAGUUGAUGGCGCUCAUGAUGUGUAGAGAUUCGGGGAUCUCUGCGUUUCCUGAAAGAGACAACAUAUUCUGCUGGAAGGGGACAAUCAAUGGAAGCAAGGAUACGGUUUUCGAAGGGACUCAGUUCAAUUUGUCGCUUUCGUUUCCGAAUGAUUAUCCAUUUCAGCCUCCCAAGGUCAAGUUUGAGACCUUCUGCUUUCAUCCCAAUGUUGAAGUUGUCAAGGGAGAUUGGCAAGUGAAGAAGAAGAAGAAGAAGAAAAAGAAGAUUGACAAGUGCAGAUAG
Messenger RNA from Argentina anserina (silverweed cinquefoil), 405 nucleotides. RefSeq names its product ubiquitin-conjugating enzyme E2 20-like. The annotation marks the transcript as partial. The transcript has 3 exons. The record is from RefSeq and is a predicted model, not a curated record. Lineage: Eukaryota; Viridiplantae; Streptophyta; Magnoliopsida; Rosales; Rosaceae.